AUGUCAAGGACCACUUUUUGGAGCAAAGAAGCUCCAAUCUGUAACCUAGGGAUGAGUAGGGGUAUCCUGGGAGAAUGUGUAUAUGCGGGGGAAAAGUUUAAAGCCGGGCUCCCUUCGUAUGAAAGGUCGCCAGAGUCGCGCUCGGGGCUGGACCGGAAGGGGGCGAGGGUCCCCAGCGUUCCAGCGGCGCUCCUGCGGCGCUCCCGCCGCGCCUCAGCUUGGCGGGCUGUCGGUCCCUCCGCGCCCAGACCGCAGUUCCCUCCUAACCCGAGGGAACCUGUUUUAAAAUUGGGGCAGGGCACCUCUCCUGGAGCCCAGGGAGAGAGCGCCGCUUUGGCGGGGCCCCAAAGGGUGCAGGCGCUGCGCGGCGGGGCCUCAGGGCGAGCGUGGUGUGGGGGGCGGGCUGUGGGAGUGGGGCGCGCCCCGGAGGCCGGAGGCGGACCCGCCGGCUGGCAGGUGGGUGCGGCCGGCGGGAGCCGGGGCGGCGGCGGCGGCGGCAGCAAGUGGUUGGGCCGUGCGCAUUUUCUUCCCGCCCCCUCCGCGUCCGAGCCCGCCCGCGUGCUCUGA
Messenger RNA from Rangifer tarandus platyrhynchus (Svalbard reindeer), 567 nucleotides. NCBI's taxonomy places the organism in Eukaryota, Metazoa, Chordata, Mammalia, Artiodactyla, Cervidae. The record is from the annotation of a GenBank genome assembly.